Vanessa tameamea is the source of this 4177-nucleotide messenger RNA. Its product is annotated as inhibitor of Bruton tyrosine kinase. The transcript has 15 exons. Bases 400 to 4104 code for a protein of 1234 amino acids. Gene Ontology annotation, molecular function: protein binding. The record is from RefSeq and is a predicted model, not a curated record. NCBI's taxonomy places the organism in Eukaryota, Metazoa, Arthropoda, Insecta, Lepidoptera, Nymphalidae.
AAGAUACUAUUUGACUUUUUGUCAAGGUGAUCUAAUGCCUAAAAUUGUAGAUUUACAAAGUUAGAUAAAAUUUAAUAGAUAAAUAUAAUGUUAGUAUAAUAAUAACUGGUUACUGUUUAUGUGCCGGUUUUUAAAGUAUCGAACGUAAAAUAUGAUGUUUUUGGUUAUUUCCGAAUUCGCAUUUAAUUGUACAGCUGUUUUCAUGUAAAGAUUGUUACCACAGCAAUUAUGGUGUGUUAAAAAUUUGUGACCCUUUGUGGGGUCCGGCAUAGCCACCCCUUGUAUCAUUGCUCAUUAGGUAAAAUAUUAAACAAAUUCCAUAUCUAAUCUGUACCUGUAUAGACAUUAUUUGUACUUAGAUAUCUAAUUAUUUUGAUUGGAAAAUAGUAAAUAGAAAACAUGAAUAAGAUAAAAGAUAUAGAUUGCACAAGGAAUUGUAAGUCAAGAAUCCAUGGUCAGACGCUGACAAGUGCGAUUACCAAGAGAGCUGUAAGCAAUGAAGCUCUUGCCAGCUUUAUUAAAACAACUUGUGCUAAUUUCGCUAAAGCGUUCGAUUUUGAGGGCCGCACUGCGUUGCAAAUGUCAGCGUCUAGAGGCAGAAAUGGUUUAAUGGAAUGGCUUUUACGUCAUUCAUCUGAUGCUUUUAUAAAUGCAAAGGACCGUGAAUCUGGUUAUACACCAUUGCACAGGAGCAUUUUCUAUGGACAAAUACAUUCAGCUGUCUCCCUCAUGAAACUUGGUGUUAACACGGAUAUCCUAGACAAGGAUGAUUAUAAGGCCAUUGACCAUGCUAUGCUAGACAAGCAUUACAUGUACAAGCUCACUGGCUCUGAGCCUUGUGAUGCAUAUGUAUGGGGCAGCAACUCAAAUUAUACCCUCGGUACUGGAUCUCAUCAACCCCGGAACAUACCUGAUCUACUGACUUGCUUCAGUCGCGAUAACGCCAAUGUAAAACAGGUGUGCCUGGGUAAAUUCCAUAGCGUAUGGAUUUGUGGUACAAGUGAUGUUGGCGAAGUCUGGUGCGCGGGUCAACCGGCUCGUGCGGGCGGUCCUCACACCACAGCCCUUAGACCAGCACCACUUAAACUGCCAGAACCUUGCACACAAGUCGCCAUAACGUUGACGUCCACCGUGUUCUUGCUGCAGAGUGGUGCGGUAAUUCAAUAUUCACUGAACAACACUGAGAAUCCUAGCCCGUCAAGUGUCAAAAGUCCAACGACCAUCAAACUGGCAUCAGUAAAACCACUUAUAAAAAUCUCUCAACCUCUGGGUAUUUGCGCGGGACGGUCCCACGCAGUGGUCUGGAAUAAACACGCCGUUUACACGUGGGGCGUUAACGUGGGCCAAUUGGGACAUCCACAGGAGGAUAAAAACGUUCCUUUGCCAAAAAGGGUUGGUAUAUCAUUGAAUAACAAAGAAGAAGCGAGCGUACAACUCGUGGACGCCACAGACGCGGCGACGGUCAUCACGACCAGUCGCGGAGACGUCUAUCUCCUCCACAAGUAUCUAUGCAAGAAGAUCGCCAUCAAGCAAAUAAAUAUACGUCAAGUUUGCGUAGAAGCUAAAGUAAGCGAACAAGGUUCAUAUUCCCGUGUCACCGUUCUGCUUCUGACAAACGUGGGCCAUCUUAUGAUUUGGCAAGACACCGCCAACAAGCUGACCAGAUGCGUGUUUGGUCUAAGCCACCAAACUAUAAUUACCCACGUGUCUCUGACACACGACGCUCUCUACUUCACUACCAAGCACGGCGAAGCGUUCAUUGGCAACAUCUCCCGCAAGACCACGCCCCCUUCCUCGCAGCCAAUCAGAAAAGACAGAGAAAAGGACAACAGAUCCGCUCUCGUUAAAUUCCUAGAAAAGGACGACUGUACGUCCGUUCGAAUCACGAAGAUUCCGAACAUACACAGAGCUGUUGCAAUAAAUGUGGACAGCGAGGGACUGAAUUUUGCUUGCCUUCAGAUGAAACCAGCAUGCGGUCUGACGUCACUCCCUGAUUUGUCACCAUCGAGUCUCUCCAAGCACAUGGAAUGUCUAUUAGAGACUGCUGCUGAAGAUGACAUUCUACAUGACGUUAUAUUUAAGGUUGGUGCCAAAAAUUUCCACGCCCACAUCUUCAUAAUAGCGUCCAGUAGCGACUAUUUGUACAAACUUUACCAAGAAACAAGCGCAAAGGAGCAUAAACCAGCAAUUAAUUUAGAAAAUGUCCAUCCGGAAGUAUUCGAAAGGAUUAUAAGAUUCAUGUACACUGGGACGUGUGAUGUAGCCGAGUUAGGAGCAUGUGGGCUGAAGAUAAGGAAGGAAGAUCUGAUUGGCGCGAAUAAGAAAGGGAAGGAAGAUGUCGAAAUUGAAACUGAUUUAAUAGAUAAUCCUGCAGAGAUAUCAGCAUUUGAAGUGUACAAGAAUACGGAGAAGAAGAGAGGAAACCGCCGUCGGAACAUUGAAACCCCACCGCGUACACAUUUGUUCUGCGACCCAAUCAAAUUAGUGCAAGCAACAGCGAAACGGCUGCAAGUUAUGGGAUUGCAUAAGCUGCUUGAUAAAUUCUAUUACAGGGAUGGCGUCGUGUAUCUUAAAGAAAGCGCAACUCAUACUAAGAACUGUCCACCUACAUGGGACCGAGAGAGCUAUUCAGAAUUAGUGGACACCAACGUCUGUUCCAAAGACGGCGUGUUGAUAUCAGCUCAUAAAUGCAUCCUAGCGGCUCGGCUAGAGUAUUUCCAUGGCAUGUUUAUGCAUUCUUGGACUGAGAGCAAAUUACUAUCUACAGUAACUCUACCAAUUAAUCACGGAAUUCUCCUCCCUGUCAUAAACUUCUUGUACACGGAUAAGUGUCCAGAAAUUGAAACCUCGGACAGCAUAGAUUUCAUUUGCAGCAUGCUCAUUGUAUCUGAUCAAUUAUUUAUCGGCCGACUCAGAGAAAUGUGCGAGAUUGCCCUCGCUAACCUGAUAUCAUUGAAGAACUGUACCGAACUCUGUCAAUUCGCACACACCUACAACGCGACACAACUAAAACAAUGUUGCAUGGAAUACAUAUCGUUAAAUGUAAACAGUAUUCUGGAGAACAGGUCCUUGGACUUGCUAGAAGAAUCUUUACUAGAAGACAUAUCCAAGUAUUAUUGCACGUUCAACCCCAUUAUGUCAUCGCGAGUAAUCACCCCGUUCUACAAUGCACCCAGCGAUGAAAUUAUCGACGAAUGCGCCAAAAUACUUCCUGUGGAUUUAGACUUUGUAGAUGAGGAUGUUAAAAAAGAGGACAGCAUCAUUGAAGUUAAUAAAAAAAAGAAACAAAAGAAGAUUGAAUAUACCGAAAGCGAGAAGGCGAGACGGAGAUAUGAAUCAGUCAGCUCGGUGACAUCAUUGGACCUAUCUCACGAUACAUCUGGAGAUGUUACGUUAUCGCUCAGUGCUAUUUCUAAAAGUGUGGAAAAAAAAUCUCAAGAUACUGGAAAGUGGACUGAGGUUCCAACAUCACAGCAAAAACAACAAAAAGUUGUACAAGCACGCUUGAAAGCGAUAUCAUCUGCUAAAGAUAUUCUUAACGAACCACCAGCCAAUUCUUUCACAAAACUCACUAAGAACAAUUCUUCUAGUGCCAUUUCUCAGGAACCUUCGACACCGACUACCUCUCGCAUGUCCGUAUCUCCCAAAGAAUCACCAUUAUCUGAAUCAUGUUGGCGUCAAAGGAAUCUAGUCAUAAAUCAUGUUGGGCCCAAGUUAUCUCAGAAACAAAGAAAAAAAUUGGCUAACGAACAAUCAUCUCCUCAGACUCUUGAUGAUUAUUUCUCCAAUAAACUUAACAUUGGUAGUCCUCCGGACAAACCAAAGAAUCCCUGGAAGAUUUGUGAAACACCCAUCGCUAAUAGUAGCCCGAAUAAGCCAAGUGCCAUGAAAUUUGAUACGAUUUUAGCUGAUCAGAAAAAGCAGAAAGAUGACCUCUCAAGGAUCAUGACGAAACCUCUAACUUUGACACAGCUUGAAGAUAAAGCUAUUGAGGAAUUGGAAAGGUUCUACAACAUACAUGAAAUUGACGAUGAACUUAUAACAGUGAGACGCAUAGAGUUGCAAGUGUCUUCCCCGCAAUGGAUCCACACUGCCCCAAAGUGAUAAUAUUGUGCUAUUUUUACAUAUUGACAAUUUGUAAUGAUGAUAAUAUUUUAAUAUAUGUUAUAUGUAUGUG